Funneliformis geosporum is the source of this 168-nucleotide messenger RNA. Lineage: Eukaryota; Fungi; Glomeromycota; Glomeromycetes; Glomerales; Glomeraceae. The record is from the annotation of a GenBank genome assembly.
GUAGCAUAAAAUUAACUUUUGAGAAUACAAAGCAAAUUGCAUUAACUAGUUAUCUUGGUUCACCAUCUGAAAAUCGCAGGCCAGAUUUAUUGAAAAUUUCUGAACAACUUAAAGGAUUAGAACUUGAUAUAUAUUACUCAGAAUAUAGUUUUACAAUUGAAGUGCAAG